AAGCACAACGCACCCGGCCUCCCAUGGGGCUUCUUGCCGCGCUUUGGCUUCAGUUCCUUUGCCAAGCGGUGGGCUGCCGCCUGGAAGGCUCACAGGCGCAUGCGCUGAAGGAGGUCCUGGUCGCUUUGGGCCUCGAUGAUUUGGACAACUCCUCGGCGGAUUUCGAGACGUCGCUGGCCGCGGGCUCCUCGAAGGGGUGCGGCAGCAUCGGCGUCUUCUGCGAGGAGGUUGGGACCUCGUGCAAGGUGGUGCUCUUGGCCUACCAACACCUGGGCCUCACAGGUUUCCUGCCGGAGGCGAUUGCAGGGCUGCCGCAUCUCCGGAAGCUGAAGCUGUCGACGAAUCGACUGAGCGGUACCAUCCCGAAGGCCUUGGGAGGCUUGGUGCAUUUGCGGGAGAUCAGCUUCUCCAGGAACCAGCUCACCGGCGAAAUCCCGCAGGAGCUGCCAGAGAGCUUGGAGGGCCUCUACCUGCAGGACAACCACCUCACGGGUGGCAUCCCGGAGAGUUUUGGACGACUCAGGGGAUUGAAGGGCCUGGAUCUCAGCAGCAACAAUCUCGAUGGCACCAUCCCGGAGUCUUUUGAGAACCUUGUGAAUUUGGAGCACCUGUGGCUGAGCAACAACCGCCUCACCGGGAAGCUCCCAGCAUUGGGCAAUCUCCAGAACCUCAUCCUCCUCAAUGUGAGUCAAAACCACCUGGAGGGGAAGGUCCCCUUGGCCUACAGGUACCUGCCUGAGAUGGCCCACGCGGAUUUUCGGGGCAACAAGCUCCUGCCGCACAGCCAAGCUCUGCCGAACUGCGCGCCCUUCGCCAAGGAUCCCUGUCAGCUCUUCCAGUACCUGGACUUCUCCGAGUGUUUGCAGUGCCUGGGGUUUUCCCUGGGCUUCGCCGUUGCUGGCGCUUGGUGCCUCAGGGCCAUGGCUUCCCGGACUCCGAAGCCAAACUCCCAUGUCCCCAACGGCGCCAGGGAAGUGGCGGCCGCGGCCUUGUAUCCCACCAGGCCUUCUCAGACUCUGUACCUGGCCCUGGCCGUGGUGGCUCACUUCUUCGCGCCCUGUUGCAUGGCAUGGUUCGUGAAGCCUCAGGUCGUGCUGACGCUUGUGGCGCUGCAGAAGGCGGUGGCCGCCAUCUGCAGCCGCGAGGUGGUGGCGCCCAAUCUGCUGUGCCUCUUCUUCCCACAGGGCCUUUCUGCACGACGAAGGCCCUGCCAGACUUUCCUGGCGGAGCUGAUCGGGGGACCCGUGGUGCUCGUGGUGCUGGUUGUGUUGGUGGACAUGGCGGACCUGGCGCAAGAGUCGCCCAGCUUCAUUUCGCAGCACGACAUCGUGGUGGCCGAGACCAUAGGCAGCGCCACGGUCAAGGCAGAGUUCUUGCCAGCCAUUUGCAGAUUGUCGCUGAUCUACAUUCUGACUUCCUUUGCGCUUUCCUUGUGUUGCCCUUGCGGCCAUGUGGCGCCGGCGGCGUCCGAUGUGGAUCGUUUGGCGCGGGCGCUGGCGUCGGGGGAGCCCGUUGCGCAGGCGCUGGAACAUCCUGCCCGCGAGCUCGAGCUAGUCGGCGAAGUUCGUGGUUUGGAUGCUCAGGGCAAGGGGCCGGCUGAUCCGGUAGUCCGCUUCGAGAACUUGGGGCGCAGAAGGCUGCGCGCAUCCUGGGGCGAGUCGCGCUGCGAGGUGCAGCUCCUGGCGGCCUGGCGGAUCUACCUGGACCUCGGCCUGACGGCGCUCACCUUCUGCACCGACUUCUUCGCGGCCAAGAAGUUCCUGCAAGGCCACUUCUUCUGGUUUGCCGUGGUGACCUUGGCCGCCUCCUGGUGUUCCAUGCUGGUGGAGCUGCCAACUUGGAGGAACUUGAGGCAGGAGGCCCAGCUCAGCGUGCGCCAGGGCUUCUAUACCGACCGCAUGGUGGCGCUGCGGAACUCCGAGCGAGGCGUCGAAGGCUUCCUGGAUUUGGGCGUGAAAGUCUAUGGCCUGCCCUGGGGCGUCACCUCGGACGCGAGCUUCGGGGCCUUCCUCCUCGGCGUGCUGCUGAACCUGCGUGGGCUGGCGUUGGUGCUGCGCACACGAGACCAGCUGGCGGGCUAUGCCUAAGGCCUGGAGGAAGGCACAAAUCCGAGGACCUCGACGCCACGUCUUCAUUGCAUGCGGGGGAAGCCGAUCGCAUGGAGCCAAAUUGAUCCAGCGAUUUGACGGACCCGGACUUGGCACAGGUGCUCGGACAGCUGGGAGCGAGCUUUCAGCCCAUGGCGAACAAGCAGACCUUGGGCUCACGUGUGGCCUGGGGCUACUGGCUGGACCACGGCAGAGAGCAGUCAGGUCAAGCUCGCCUGCUGCCAGCGCGGGGUGGUGAAGCGGAAAUUGCCUGGCGGGCUUGCCUGCGGCGCAAUGCUUGCCUGCGCAAAGCAGGGAAGGAUCCCCGCAACGGAUGCCCGUGCGACAGCGCGUUAUUGCCUGCACUGAAAACCAUGCUUCUCAUCAGGGUGGCAACGAAGGCGCUUUGCAAGCCACUCCUUGAUCCCGGCAUCUGCAGAUUGCCGCGCACGUGCAAAGUUCGAGCAGCGUCGAAAAGCAUGAGAGUU
Molecule: messenger RNA, 2575 nt
Organism: Effrenium voratum
Lineage: Eukaryota; Dinophyceae; Suessiales; Symbiodiniaceae
Source: the annotation of a GenBank genome assembly